AUGUUGCUGUCGAAUAGAACUAGGAAUACCUAUAAGCUACAAAUCGAAGCUCGUGUCAUAGCUGAAAGAUUAACAAAAAUUGUUGACAGCAAGCUUGCUAUUGAAAAUUCAAAGAGCACAAAUACCGACUGCUUAGUCCCCAUAGGCUCGUCACACUUCGUCAAAGCAAGUAAGUCCGACUCCCUACGAAUGCUUGACAACUCCCGUCGGAGACUAGUGGAGAAGCUAGCUCGUCACCAGCAUUACGCGGAAUCGCAAGCAAACUCUAAUGUCCAUUCUGAUGCCGCUCAUCACGAUACCGAGGCACAUGCAGUUGAGAUCUUGGAGGAGCUUGAUGAUAAUGGUGACAUCGUACGUGCCACUUUGAAUGGCAAGAGCAUUGAAGAGCUCGAUAGUUCACGUCCUCCAAGUUCCAAUCCUCACUCUUUACGAGAUUCACAAACAAGCAGACAGACGACACCCAGAAGGAACGGAGGAAAAGAAUCAACCCAUAUUUUGGGCCAACUUGACUCUAGUCAUUCCAAUAUUAUAGAAUUUGAAGUGCUCGCGCAAGAACUAUCUGAUAACCAAGCCAAUGAUGGUAGUGCAGACGCUUCCGAAUACGACAAGUACAUUCGAAAUGGAGCUAAUGAUCUAGAAGAAGAGUCCAAUACCUCUGAAGACGAUGACAGUGAUGAUUCAUACGCGGACAACGUGCUCUUCGGGAAUGGAAUGUCACUAAUUCCAGCUCACGGCUCAAUCGAAGAAAGACUCAAGGAAGAGCUUCGAAAGCUUGGUCUGGCGAGUAAGACAAGCUCGCCAAAAUGUGAAAAAACAGUAAGGUUUGAUGAUACCCUCCAUAUCAAAACGAUAGACAAGGGCGUUGAUGAAAACCGCGGUAAGAUGCUGAGAUUCAGGAGGGAGAACCUGGGGCAUUCAAUUGAUGACGCUCACAAGUCCUCAUUUUCUGACAGUGUGGUGCAUGAAGAAAUAGUGGAAAGGCCAGUUAAGGGACCAAUUCUCAAAGAUCUGAUUGAUAUGAGCGAUAAUGCUUCGAAGCACGAGAACCAAUCACUCUUAGCGAACAAUACUGAAGAGGAGAUGUUAAAGCUUGUGCAAGGAUAUUACGAUGCUCUCUAUAACACAGAAGAGUGUCCCUCGGGUCCAAUAAUUGAUAACGUGACCGAUCUCUGUUCUCUUGAAAAGGGCAGCGAAGUAGAGGAAAAAAUGCUGGACUUCAACUCCGAGACGGAAAAUGUCGUUCGCAAGUCAGAUACCGCUCAUGGGUCGACGAAGGUGAUAGAAGAUAAGGUGAUCGAAAGACUGGAUUCCAUUUUGGGUAACCCAGGAAGCUUUUUUGCAUCGGAGAUUGAGAAUGACUACAUGUUGUUGAAAAAAAGGAUGGCGUUGAAGGAGCGAUCUACCGACGAGUCCGAAGUUUUGCGUAAACCGGAGGAAUGCAUUGAAUUGUUCAAACACGGCCAAUACUUGGGUUGGUCUGGUUUUACUGGAGUGGGUGCGCCAAAGGUGAUACCUGCGGCGUUAGUGGACCACGUCGAGAAGAAUAGUUUACAAGGAAAGCUUGCUUUCAAUCUUUUUGUUGGCGCGUCUGCUGGCCCUGAAGAGUCUAGAUGGGCAGAUAAUUCCAUGAUUUUACGCAGAUCCCCUCAUCAAGUAGGGAAACCAAUUGCAAAGGCGAUUAAUGAAGGAAGAACCAAGUUCUUUGAUAAGCACUUGUCGAUGUUUCCUCAAGAUUUAACUUACGGGUUCUAUACGAAGGAGAAAAGCAAUGAUCUCCUUGACUUCACUAUAAUUGAAGCAACUGCCGUCAAGGAGGAUGGCUCUAUUAUACCCGGUCCCGCGGUUGGUGCCUCCCCAGAGAUGUUGUCUGUGUCCGACAAGAUUAUAAUUGAAGUGAACACAAGAACUCCAUCUUUUGAGGGAAUUCAUGAUAUAGAUUUGCCAUUGAACCCACCCUUCAGGACACCGUACCCUCACGUUACCGCUGACUACAGAGUGGGUCGCACUUCUAUUCCAGUUGACCCCUCUAGGGUUGUUGCGAUUGUGGAGUCACAAGUGGUUUCCAACUCGCCUGAAAUCAUCAGGCGACUUGGAGUGAUUGCCAUGAAUACACCAGUGGAAGUGGAUAUGUAUGCUCACGCGAACUCUACAAAUGUGAUGGGAUCCAGAAUGCUCAACGGUCUCGGGGGUUCUGCCGACUUUUUGAGAAAUGCUAAACUCUCGAUCAUGCAUACCCCGUCCGCAAGACCGUCGAAGACAGAUUCUACCGGAGUCUCAUGCAUUGUUCCAUUCGCGACUCAUGUCGAUCAGACGGAGCAUGAUCUCGAUGUGAUUGUGACGGAACAAGGUCUAGCCGACCUUAGAGGUAUGUGCCCGAGAGAAAGGGCAGUGGAAAUUAUUGAAAAGUGCUCUCAUCCUGACUAUAAAGACCAGCUCAGAGACUAUUUCGAUAGGGCAUGUUUCUAUGCCGAGAAGGCCAAAUGUUUGCACGAGCCACAUAUCUUGCAAAAUGCUUUCAAAAUGCAUUUGAAUUUGCAAGCAAAUGGGGUAGAGAAAUCUGCAAGCUCAUCUGAUAUCAAGAAGGCCUAUUAUCAGCUUGUAAAGAAGUAUCAUCCCGAUGUGAACAAAGACAAAGAUUCAGAAAAGCGGUUUCACAAGAUCCAAGAGUCUUAUGAGCUCCUUAGCAAUAAAGAAAAGCGUUCACAAUAUGAUCAAUUUGGUGCUGCUGGCUUUGAUGCAAAUGGCAAUGCCAAUCCGUUCGGGAGCAAUCCUUUUGCAUCACAUUCGGGUAAUCCAUUUGGUGGUGGGCAAGGUAAUCCGUUUGGAGGAAUGGGUUUUGAUUUUGAAGACCUCUUCAAGCAAGCAUUUACAGGCAGUGGAAAUGCUCGAGGCUCCGGUGGUCAAAGCCCUUUUGUAACGAGGCAUGUUGGCGACAAUAUUGAAGUGCUUAAGUCAAUUUCGUUUCGAGAAUCUAUUUUCGGGACUAAGAUCAAUUUGAACUAUAAAGCAGUUGAUUCUUGUGUCAGCUGCUCCGGCUCAGGACUCAAAACGGGUAAGAAGAAAACGACUUGUACAAGCUGCCAUGGCACUGGCCAAACGACCCACAUUAUAGGCGGAUUCCAUAUGGCAUCUACAUGCUCAAAAUGUGCCGGCUCCGGGGUUGUGAUUAAUAAAGCAGAUGAAUGCUCGAGCUGCAAUGGCGCAGGCGUGAAAGAGGUUCCGAAGUCGAAACUGGUAGAUUUACCAUGUGGCAUAGCAGAUGGUUCUCGAUUACGGAUUCCAGGUGGCGGUGACGCCCCAUUCGCUUCCAAAGAUCCCUACAGCCAAAUCGUUCAUGGCGAUCUCAUUGUUCGCGUACACGUAAAGAGGGACCCCGUGUUCGCUAGAGAAAAUAACGACAUCACAAUAACGCGUGAAAUUCCAAUGACCACAGCUGCUUUGGGAGGAGAGAUCAUCGUACCCACAAUCGAUGGUCAAAAUGUAAAAUUAAAAGUCAGAUCAGGCGUGCAAUCAGGAAGAAAGCUCACCGUCCCACAAAAAGGUGUACCAAUCAACAGAAACAUGGAAAAUAGGGGAGAUAUGGUGAUUAAUCUCAAUGUCAAAACACCUGUACCGACAACACCAUUGCAAACAGCCUUGCUCGAAGCUUUGGCGGACUCUUUCGCAGAGAAGACCAAUGAGAGCGCGACGUCAGCAAAAUCUCAAGACCAAUCUAACUCCCGUGAGCUGAAAGAAUCUACAGACGGGUUAGCUCACACAUCCAAAUUGGAAAGCAUUAAGAAUAUCCUAGGGAAAUUCUUCAACUUUAAGGACGAGAAGCCUUAA
Messenger RNA from Candidozyma duobushaemuli, 3825 nucleotides. Its product is annotated as acetyl-CoA hydrolase. Gene Ontology annotation, molecular function: acetate CoA-transferase activity; acetyl-CoA hydrolase activity; heat shock protein binding. Gene Ontology annotation, cellular component: mitochondrion. NCBI's taxonomy places the organism in Eukaryota, Fungi, Ascomycota, Pichiomycetes, Serinales, Metschnikowiaceae. The transcript is spliced from 4 exons. Bases 1 to 3825 code for a protein of 1274 amino acids. The record is from RefSeq and is a predicted model, not a curated record. Gene Ontology annotation, biological process: protein folding; acetate metabolic process; response to heat.